This is a messenger RNA of Hymenoscyphus albidus, 1548 nucleotides long. NCBI's taxonomy places the organism in Eukaryota, Fungi, Ascomycota, Leotiomycetes, Helotiales, Helotiaceae. The record is from the annotation of a GenBank genome assembly.
CCCCACCCCACCCAAAAGUUCGCAGCGCAGACGCUGAGCCGCCUUGCGAAAAGAAGUACAACUACCCCCGCACCCCCCGACCUCAUAUUCUACCCACCAUACCAGAAUCGCAAACAUGAGGCCCAUUCUGCUUCAAGGACACGUGAGUUACUACUCUCCCCAAGAUGCCGCCAUCUCGAGUUCCUUUGAUCAUUUUCUAACAAGCAUCAUAGGAACGUGCCCUCACACAAAUCAAGUGCGCCAACUUCCCACCACCGGCGCACAAUAUCUGAGCUGACCCCUUCGCAGAUAUAACAGAGAUGGUGAUCUCAUCUUUUCAACAGCCAAGGAUCAGCACAUUUGCGGAUGGUACGCACACAACGGAGAGCGAUUAGGGACAUACCAUGGUCACCAGGGAGCUUUGUGGACCGUCGAUGUCGACCCAACGAGUACACUCAUCGCUAGUGGCGCUGCAGACAACACCGUUCGACUGUGGAACAUCAAGAGUGGAAGGUGCUUAAACGUAUGGGAUUUUGAUACCGCAGUCAAGAGAGUCGAGUUUAACGAGGAUGGAUCACAACUGUUGGCUGUCACCGAAAAGCGUAUGGGUUUCUUAGGGACGAUCGUAGUUCUGGAUAUCAACCUUGAUCCUGAGGGAGAGCAAACCAGCGAGAAGAGAAUGACCAUUACCUGCGAGGAUGCUAAGGCUACUGUUGCUGGCUGGAGUUAUAUGUCAAAAUACAUUAUUGCUGGUCACGAAGAUGGAACUGUGUCGCAAUACGAUGCAAAGGUAGGGAAAUUCAUGGCGGAUUAGAUACUGCAGCAGUGCUGAUUAAAUCCCCAGAGUGGAGAGCAACUCGACAACACCCAGGUUCAUGAAGUCGACAUGCUCAUUACAGAUCUCCAAUGGUCCCCAGACCGAACAUAUUUCAUUACCGCCUCCAAAGACAAGACCGCAAAGGUAACCCGAAACCCACGUUCAUUAGAAAUGCUGAAACUGACAAAAACCUAAAGCUCAUCACCGCGAAAGACCUAGAAGUUCUCAAAACAUACCCAGCCGACACACCUCUCAACAGCGCCUCUAUUACCCCAAAGAAAGACUUCGUCAUCCUCGGGGGUGGUCAAGCCGCCAUGGACGUCACCACCACCUCCACCCGACAAGGUAAAUUCGAAGCCCGUUUCUACCACAAGAUUUUCGAGGAGGAGAUUGGUAGAGUCAGAGGUCAUUUCGGUCCCUUGAACACCGUCGCCGUUGACCCGCAAGGAAAGGGAUAUGCCAGUGGUGGGGAGGAUGGAUAUGUGCGUGUACAUCAAUUCGACAAGGGAUACUUUGACUUUACAUAUGAGGUUGAGAGACAGGCUAGAGCCGCCCUGCAGCAGUAAUUCAAUUAGGGAAAAAAUGGAUUUCAUGAUGAAUUUGGUUGCUUGAUUUGCAUUUUUAUUGGCGUUCUUUUUCUUUCCUUUGUGGGUCUUCGAUUUGGGUGAGGGCAAAAUCAAAAUACAGUAGCUAUGUAGAUCUUCUUUCCUUCUUUUCGCAAUGCUAGAGAUAAAAUCAACUAUUUCUCUGAA